Messenger RNA from Microthlaspi erraticum, 825 nucleotides. Lineage: Eukaryota; Viridiplantae; Streptophyta; Magnoliopsida; Brassicales; Brassicaceae. The record is from the annotation of a GenBank genome assembly.
AUGCCUGUGAUGAACAUCGGUCCUUAUCCACAAUCACAAGAUGGGUUUUACGCGACGAACAAUCCGUAUCAGGAGAACGGACCAAAAGGGUUCACGGAGUUCAGGUUCAUGGAAGAAAGCGAGGAUCUGUUCGUGAGGCUCGAUUUCCCAGGAGUCACCAGAGAAAGCGUCACGAUCCGUCUCGAGCCAUCGAAGAGAGCUGUCUUCGUGUUCGGAGUCGCGCCGAAAGAGCUCAGGCAGGACUCUUCUCACCGGAAAUACGGAACCGCCACCGGACUUGUCUGCGACUGUUGCGAGAUCAGUAACAUUCAGUGUUUUGUUGGAGAUGGUGUCGUCAGGCUUAUCCUCUCCAAGAAGAAGAUCAAUCCUCUUGCCCCUUCCUCGUGUUCCUUUGGUGGUGCAACAAUGCCUACUGAUAUUCCUUUGCUUGGUCGUCUUGGCACCGACCCUCUCGUUACACUACUGAUCGAUGUUGUUGUUGUGCGAUUAUACGUUUGGAUAGAUCCGACGUUUACGGGGUUUUUCACAGUACCGCACCCGUCAGUGUUGGAGGGACCCAGCGGCUCGUACGAAUCAAAGCAGCUCCAAAACGGCGGUCUCUAUCUGCGUAUAGACAUGCCCGGAGUCCCGAGCGACAGCUUCAGGGUGCUGGUGGAAGCUGACGGCGGCGUCAUCGUCAUCGGCCGAGCUCCUCCGGUGUUGAAUGAUUCGAGUGGGCGUGAUUACAGAGGCAGAGUCGCCGUCGUCCAUCGAGCGUAUGACAACCGUCAGAUCAAAGUCGUCGCUAAACAUGGUGUCAUUCGCCUAAUCAUCCCUCCGUUUUAA